CUCCGAACGUAACAGGAACUUCUCUCCCGUAGUCUGACCAUCGACUCUUCGUUAGUGAUACCACUCUUCUCUCGUCCCCACAUCGCACAUAUGAAGUUAUCGUAGCAUAUGAUCUUUCUCAUCUGAGCCUGUCUGUGUGAGUUUGAGAUUUUUGUCCUAAGAUUUACUCGCAAUUAACUGACUACUGUCCCUUCUCAGAAGUUCCAGAUUUGAUUCAGAGAUGACAAUCAUAUGUAUCAUCCUCUAGAGCUCGUUUGUUGCAAUGGAACUCGAAAGAGAAAAGGAUCGACUUCAAGAUCUAUUGGACUCCUUACCUGUUGAAUUACUGAUUAAGGUUCUCAGAGAUCAGGAUCUGCCAAUUUUCACUCUUGCGGAAUGUCGUGUAGUUUGUAAGAAAUGGAAGGCAAUCAUAGAUGGUCCGGAGUUACAGAACAAAAUCUGGAAUAAAUCUGUUAUUUUGUAUUAUGAUGCAUGUAUUGACAAUACGGCGUACUUCUGCUUCCGUGAUGGAUGGAUCAAAAGAAAUAUUACAUUUGGGCCCAAGCAGGUGGUGGCUGCUCAUGGAGGCCUACUGUGUUUCAAUGACCUGUUGUCCACCGAAUAUGUCAUGUAUAACCCAGUUGAGGACAAAUUCCUGAAUUUGAACGUACCUCAUGAAAUCGAUGGAGUGUCUACAGUCUUCGAUGGUAUGCUUGAGUGCAUCGUGGUGGGUUUAGUUGUGGACCAAUCAACAAAACACUUCAAGCUGGUUUUGGGAGGAGUUCUAAUACCAGAUAGACACAGAUCUUUGAUCUACGAUACGACUACCAGUACAUGGUCGUGGCUUAUUCAUCCCUUUCCUACAUUGCUGAACUCGAUGGAAGUAGAGUGGCAUAGUGGGAGAUGUGUAGUAUGUAAUGGAUGUCUGUAUUGGCUCGUAUGGGAUAACAGGGUCACGAUGAAGGCUCUUUUGAUAUAUGAUCUGAGAGAAGAAACAUGGAAUGUUUUGUCAGAGGAAGUCAUGGAGGACAAGCCAGGUGCCCUUCAGAUUGUUGCGUAUGAAGGAUGUGUGUGCUUACUCGCCAUGGACUGGACUGAUGUGGAGUUUGAUCAUAGGAGCUAUGACGGCAACUUCCUCCGCCAUCCAAUGGUCCGGAGAAUGGAUGGAUCUCUGAUCAGGAGAACAAGAGAUCUAUGGGUUAUGAAGGAUGGCAGAGCUUUCAAAAUUUAUGCUUCGGGAGGCAGUGAUGUGUUCUUCGUUUUCGAGGAAGAAGGUGAAGACCUUGAGGUGGCGAAAUACUGGGCUGAAAUAGACAUGAUGUUAUUUUUACCCGACCCUCCAUUUCGCGGAGCACAUGAGUUUUCUUUAUGGGGAUUUCUGCCGCAUGUCAUCCAUGACCCUUGGUGUGCAAUAAUUCCAGCGCCCGGAGUAAAUGCAGAGCAGGAGUGGAAAACACAGCACCAGAGAGAUCUGUAAUAGGAGGUGGGGAACUCUCCCAGAGAAGAGGUCGUAGUGGAAGUCCGAAGAGAACUUAUAGGAGUUUCAAAACAGAUCAGUUCACCGAAAUAUAGGUCUUUGGACUGCACGGAUUUUAACAACUAGAUGUGUGCAGGCAUGAUGAUGUCGAAGUAGUUUAGAAGGAUGGAAUAAAAAAAAUCAGAUCCCCUUCCGAUGAGCCAAACGUGUUUUUCUCCCUUCGGUUCCUAACCAUGCAUAAAAAUAUCCUUCAAGUACAUGAAGUCCUGAUUAAUCUAGGAUGUUCAAGGAUAUGAAUUGAAUUGCAUUUCUGGAGUAUUCAUAACUCUCCAGUAUACUGUAGGCUGAACUGAUAGGGCGAUCAAUGUCAUUUACGAUGAUAGCAAUUGAGAAUAGCGAUCUCUGUAGAUUGAACUAUUUAAACUGUUCUCUUCAGGGACCGCGACGGGGGUGCUGAUCCAAACUCACCAAGUCAGUGUCAGAUUCAUUGACAACAACUAUGGCACUGGCUGACAUAUUCUCAAGAGCCAAGUUUGUUCAAACCGUCGAGGACGCUGGAAGCUUAGAUCUUCAUUGCUCUAGUUAUGAGUUUAUACAUCGGCCAGAAAUUACGCACUUCAACUUCCGUCGGGUAGAGGACUAUGAACGUCUUCAAGAACAAUAAGAUAAAAGCAUGUUCCUGCUUGUCACAAUGUUAUUGAUACAUAUGUGUAAUUACCAAACUAUUGCAAUACUAUGUGAUUUUUUU
Marchantia polymorpha subsp. ruderalis is the source of this 2204-nucleotide messenger RNA. The record is from the annotation of a GenBank genome assembly. Lineage: Eukaryota; Viridiplantae; Streptophyta; Marchantiopsida; Marchantiales; Marchantiaceae.